CAUGUAAGUUGUUGCACAUCAAUGCCACGUCCUCCUUUAUAUAAUAUUUCUAUUGGCAGUCAAAUAAUAUCAAAGUUUGUCCACACGGGGUCAUGGGAGGUCGCCGAUGAAACCAUUUAUUCACAAGAUCACGAACAACUUAAGAAUUCAUUGAAUAAAAUAAUCGAGAACGACAUCAACCCGUUUGUCGACGCUUGGGAAGAAGAACAAAUGUUUCCCGCGCAUACCGUGUUUAAAACACUUGGUUCGGCGGGUUUUCUUGGGGUUUCUAAACCAACAGGUGUUACAACCACUGCCAAGUCCGACGGCGAUGAUUUCGUCAUCAAUGGAGGGAAGAUGUGGACAACUAAUGGAUCACAGGCAGAUUGGAUGUGUUGUCUUGCAAACACCGGGCAAGGUUCGAUCCACGAAAAUAAAUCACUCAUUUGCGUACCUAUGGAUACACCAGGUGUCACUGUUGCGAGGAAAAUCGAUAAAAUUGGAAUGCACUCGUCUGAUACCGUUCAGGUAUUCCUUGAAGACGUGCGAGUCCCGAAGUCGUUCAUGAUCGGGGAGGAAGGAAGAGGGUUCACAUACCAGAUGCUGCAGUUCCAGGAGGAACGAAUGUUUGCUGCCGCUGCUGCUUUGAAACCACUUGAAACAGCCAUCAAUGAAACGAUCGCUUACACGAAGCAACGUAAGAUAUUUGGACGAACCAUCCUCGAUAACCAAGUUGUUCAUUUUCGACUCGCUGAACUUCAAACCGAGGUUGAAGCGCUGAGGUCGAUGCUGUAUAGAACUGUAGGUUUAUAUUUGAAAGGACACGAUGUAACCAACCUUGCCUCGAUGUGUAAGUUAAAGACGGGACGGUUGGCUCGUGAAACAACGGACGCUUGUUUGCAAUAUUGGGGGGGUAUGGGGUUCACUAAGGAAUCCAUAAUAUCAAGAUACUACAGGGAUUUCCGAUUAGUAUCGAUUGGUGGUGGAGCAGAUGAAGUGAUGCUUUCUAUUAUAUGCAAAUAUAUGGGCACUUUACCAAAACAUAGAUAAUUAUGGUUAUUUAAUUGUUUUAUUAAUUCUUUCAACAAUUCCUCAUAUAUUGAAGUUUUCUUUAUUGUGACGUCACAUUUCAUGUAUUAUGGAAUAUUUUGUUUAAAAUUUGUGUUUUUUAAUCGCGUUUAAAAUAUAUCCAUAUCAA
Molecule: messenger RNA, 1177 nt
Organism: Ciona intestinalis (vase tunicate)
Lineage: Eukaryota; Metazoa; Chordata; Ascidiacea; Phlebobranchia; Cionidae
Source: RefSeq, a predicted model, not a curated record